GCUGGUAACUGAGAGCCAUUAAGUGUAAAAGCCCCGAGUUGGAACAGUAAAGGUUGGACCCCGCAAACUGUGUCGGAGAAAGAAUAACCAGGAAAUGUUCUUACCGAGCAGUGGAGUCGAGGUCUUUGCCCUUCAUGUAAUUGAUGGGUUCAGGGACUUGCAUUUCUCACGCCAUUGGGAGCCGAUCUACUUCGGAAUGGUAACAGGUCACCAUAUACUCUCGAGAUAAUGCACUUAGGUACCUUGUUCUUCGAUUUCACACUCGCCUCCCUAGCCUGAAAUCGCACAGCUGAGGCAUAAUGGGCAAGCUCACCACUUUCGGGUUUCUUCGCGAGCAAUGGACGGACCUCCCCAUCUCCACUACGGACGUCAGCGAUCAGUCGCUGGUCGUGGUCGGUGCUAAUGUUGGGCUUGGAAACGAAGCUGCUGUGCAUUUGGCCCAGCUGAAACCUAAGAGUCUGUUGAUCACCAGCAGAGACGAAGUCAAGUGCGAACAGUCAAAAGCAGACGUGGAGACCCGGUCGGGCAUGACUGAUAUCAAAUCCUGGCCCCUUGAGCUAAGCUCAUUCGACUCAGUGCGUUCUUUUGUGAACAAGUUUGAGGCGAAGGGUUGCACAGCAAAUGUUCUGAUCGCCAACGCCGGCAUGUCGACGACGAAGUACACGAAAACUCCGGAUGGCUAUGAAACUUCAUUGCAAGUGAAUUACCUGUCAACCACUCUGUUGAGCAUAUUGAUGCUGCCUCACCUCAUCAAGACCGGGACUCCUGAACAUGCUUCGAGACUAGUUAUUGUGUCUAGCGUGGCUCAUUUUCAAGCCAACAGGCUAGAAGGGGCAGAGAAAUGGCCUAGUAUCAUCGACAUGAUCAACGAUGAGGCGUAUUGUACCUCUAGCGUGAUGAUGAACCGAUACCAACUAUCCAAACUCCUUGAAGUGAUGUUCAUCCGUGAGCUGUCUUCUCGGCUUUCCACACCGACGUUGGUCGCAGUUUCCGCGGUCAAUCCUGGUCUUUGCCACUCCCGUCUUACACGAGAUGUCGAUUUGAAUCCUUUCUCCAAGUUUGUUAUGAAUAUUCUCCAAGGGUUACUGGCACGCACGACUGAGAUGGGCAGUCGGACACUUGUCCAUGCGGCAAUCGAGCCAAGUGAGAGGGAACGGCAUGGCCGCUACCUGUCGAGUUGCAAAGUUACCGAAGAGAGCGACUAUGCUCUCAGUGCGGAAGGUAGGGAAGUAUCGAAGCGUUUGUGGCACGAGACCCUCAAGAUUCUUGGAGACAUCGAUCCAAGAGUCAAUACAAUUGUAUCUGAGAACCUCAUCAAGGAAUGAUAGCAUGACUUGACUGUUAUUCAUUAUAGACGGUCGUGUUGUAUUCUUAUCUCAGUUAUCUGUGGCUGUCGGUGGCACAAAGUUGAGCUCGCCCUGUUUUCAACGUUGAAUGGCGUUUGAUUCAGUGUAGUCCGAGUAUCAGCGAAUAACAAUGCAGA
Suillus clintonianus is the source of this 1483-nucleotide messenger RNA. Its product is annotated as short-chain dehydrogenase. The transcript has 9 exons. The coding region runs from base 300 to 1325 and encodes 341 amino acids. NCBI's taxonomy places the organism in Eukaryota, Fungi, Basidiomycota, Agaricomycetes, Boletales, Suillaceae. The record is from RefSeq and is a predicted model, not a curated record.